GGAGGUGCUGUCACUCUCGGCAGCGCGUCACCGCCCUCAUUUCCGAUCACACAGAGCCCGGGAGUUGCAUUAGAGGAAACCCGGCCGCUGAGGAAUAGGUAGCGUGCUGUACAGCUCAGCCAGCCUGCUCAGGAGAGCGGCGGCCAGAACAUCCAAAGCAGCAGCUGCCGCCAACACCACUGAAGGGACAGCCGGGAUGAUGAACAGGGUGCGCGGCCGAAGUUGACUAGCCCCUGGCCGCGCCCCUCUAAGCUUUGGAGUUGGCCGUGUCUGCUGGGGGGGGGAAGGUGCCCAGUUUCAUCCCAGCCCCUGCUGCCACCCAGGUGUGUGCAGGACACCGAGAGUCCAAGGUGUAGGACCUAUAAACUUCACGUCGACACCAAAGAGGGGGCAGCGAGGGCGGCACCCGGAGCCUUACCAGGAGGUGGGGACCCCUGUGGGGCGGGGAACCCACCGGAAACUUUAUCCAAAUAAUUCUCCUUUUCUGCUUUCUCCUUGUAGCAGCUGCAACCGAAGGAGCCUCCAGUGCGGUGUGGGUGGGCAAUCAGAGCUUCCUCCGGAGACCCCCUCCGGAAAAAAGUGAGGGAUUGGGGAAUUUGUUUACCCCACUCUACCCUCCCUCCCCACUCCAGGAGGAGAUCUCAACCUAGCGGGAAGAUUUUUGGGCUCUGGAUGCCCGGGACUUGGAUCCUGAGCCCCUGACUGCCGGGCUGCAGAGGGGUGAAGUUUGGGGCUGCCCACCGCGGAGAUCAGGGCCACCUAGCGUCCCCAGGUUCUCCAGAAGAGAUGCCGAUGGGGGGCCUGUUGCCCAUGUUCAACAGCCCUCCCGGGGGCGGACUGGGCAGCGGGUUGGGAGGUGGAGGAGGUGGCAGUAUUGGCGGCUUGGGCAUCAGGAAGGUAGCCGGGCCGGGCGCUUUCCGUUUAACCGAGAAGUUCGUCUUGCUGCUGGUAUUCAGCGCCUUCAUCACCCUCUGCUUCGGAGCGAUCUUCUUCUUGCCGGAUUCUUCGAAGCUGCUUAGCGGGGUCUUUUUCCACUCCAACUCGGCGCUCCAGACAGCUUCCGAUCACAAGCAGGGGCUCGGCUUGGGCGGCAUCGGUGUAGGGGGUAAGGGGGAAACCGAGGGCGAAGGCGAGAGGGCGGCCGCGGACAAUUUGGCCAAGAUUCGAGAAGACCACGAGCGAGCCCUGAGAGAGGCCAAGGAGACGCUGCAGAAGUUGCCGGAGGAGAUUCAGAAAGACAUUCUCCAGGAAAAGGAGCAAGUUCUCCAAAACGAACUGCUUAAUAAAGGGAAUGCCGGUGGACUGCCUCACCUGGACUUCCGCCCUCCUAUUGGGGCUAUAGGACGAGAGCCCACUGAUCCAGAAAUCCGUCUGAAGAGGGCAAAGAUCAAAGAGAUGAUGAAACAUGCUUGGGAUAAUUAUAAACAUUAUGCCUGGGGAUUAAAUGAACUGAAACCUAUAUCAAAAAAAGGACAUUCAAGUAGUUUAUUUGGAAACAUCCAAGGAGCAACAAUAGUGGAUGCCCUAGAUACUCUUUAUAUAAUGGAAAUGAAAGAGGAAUUCAAGGAAGCAAAAGAAUGGAUUGAAAAAUAUUUAGAUUUUAAUGUGAAUGCUGAAAUUUCAGUUUUUGAAGUGAAUAUACGUUUUGUUGGUGGACUUCUCUCAGCUUACUAUCUCACUGGAGAAGAGAUAUUUCGAAGGAAAGCAGUGGAACUUGGAGAAAAAUUACUUCCUGCAUUUCAUACUCCCUCUGGGAUACCUUGGGCAUUGCUGAAUUUGAAGAGUGGAAUUGGUCGAAAUUGGCCUUGGGCAUCUGGAGGAAGCAGUAUUCUGGCAGAAUUUGGAACCUUGCAUUUGGAGUUUGUACAUUUGAGCCAUUUAUCUGGGAAUCCAGUCUUUGCUGAAAAGGUGUUUGGAAUUCGAAAUGUUCUGAACUCACUAGAUAAACCGCAAGGCCUUUACCCCAACUAUUUAAACCCCAGUAGUGGACAGUGGGGUCAACAUCACGUAUCAGUUGGAGGACUAGGAGAUAGCUUUUAUGAAUAUUUGCUGAAGGCAUGGCUAAUGUCAGACAAGACAGAUUUGGAAGCUAAGAAAAUGUAUUUUGCAGCUGUUCAGGCCAUUGAGACUCAUUUAAUCCGGAAAUCCAGUGGUGGUCUGACCUACAUUGCAGAGUGGAAAGGUGGACUUUUAGAACACAAAAUGGGUCACUUGACUUGUUUCGCUGGAGGCAUGUUUGCCCUGGGUGCAGCCUGUGCUUCUCCUGAGCUAACACAGCAUCACAUUGAACUUGGUGCUGAAAUCGCCCGCACAUGUUAUGAAUCAUAUAACCGCACUGCAAUGAAACUGGGACCAGAAGCUUUCAGAUUUGAUGGAGGUGUAGAAGCCAUUGCUACAAGGCAGAGUGAAAAAUACUACAUCUUGAGACCUGAAGUGGUUGAAACUUACAUGUACAUGUGGAGAUUAACACAUGAUCCAAAGUAUAGAAAAUGGGCCUGGGAAGCUGUAGAGGCACUGGAAAAACACUGCCGAGUGGAUGGAGGCUAUUCUGGCCUCAGAGACGUUUAUCUUAAGCAAGAGACUUAUGAUGAUGUACAGCAGAGUUUCUUCCUGGCAGAGACCCUUAAAUAUCUCUAUUUGCUGUUUUCUGAUGAUGAUCUCCUUCCACUGGAACACUGGAUCUUUAACACCGAGGCGCAUCUCCUACCAGUUCUCCGCAAAGGUGGUCAAGAGUUAGAAGAAAAUCACAAAUAAAAAGAUUCUGAACACAUUGUUUUGCUGCAUUUCUUUCCUUUUCCUACAUACCUUAAGAGUUCCCUUUCUUUUAUUCCAGGCACAUUGCAAACUUUUCUCACAAUUGGUAUGGUUCUUCUAAGUUCAAAGUAAAUUAUUUUGCAGUCCAUUAUGUUUAAUAGGAAAUAUUCUAAUUUGACUUCAAUUUUUUGUUAUUUUUUCAAUCUAUCCAGCCAAUACAAUAGAGCCACAUAAAAAGAAAAAAAUAGAGAAAAUCACUAUCUCUAACAUUUAUGAGAUUGUUGAGACACUUUUGCCAAACUGAAUAGUAGGUCUUAAAGUUUAAGGUGAACUGUUUAUUAUAAUUUUAAUUUGACUGCAAAAUUUUUUCCUCCUCUAUGAGGAGAUGAUGUCUGCUUUAAGCUGUAAUAUUUUGCCAUGUUGCAAAAAGCCAUAAUAAAUUAAUUAUUAAAACAGCUUUUUUUUUUCCUUUCCAAUUUCAUGUUACUCUAGUUUGUCUGUUCAACUGAAACGAAUCUUGUAACUGUGACAGCCUCCUCUGAUGCGGGUCUAUCAUUAUUUGGUAAAAUGUCUUUUAAAAUACUUCAGUCACAUUUUAAUCUAAGUAAAAAUCAACAGAGCUAUCAUCAUCCCAUGUUGAUCUCAUUCUCCAUAGAGGUACAGUAGGUUUUACUGUAACUCAAUUGCAUUUGUUUUUAAUUUGUGAAUUUUCUUCAAAUUUUGUUUUAAAUGUACUGUAUUUGUUGCCAACUUAUUCAUUUCUUCCAUUUCCCAACACACAGUAGUGUGAAUUCUAAAGAUAGCUUGGUUUGAGCAAAAUAAACCAUUUUGCAAAGGACUGCUGUAACUGAAUUAUUUUUUUCAAAAGAGAAUACAAAUAGAAAACUUAGUUUUUGCUUUUGAUGGUUGUAUGAAGAAAUACAGACAUUGAAAAGACAGAACUAGUGCUUCAUGUGACUUUCUAUUGUUGAUUUCUUUGUAAUUAAUCUCUGUUAUUCUAUUUGUCGCAAACAUUCCAUUUACUCCAGAUAGUGAACAAGGCUCCACUCAAAUGCAGUAAAUUAUUUUAAUCGAUAAUGUGAGUGUUGGGUUUCAACCUCUUUAAAGAAGAUCCUCAUUCUUAUAUUUAUUCCUGGUCAACUGACAGAAAAUCUAAACAAUCAGCUCCAAAGGAGCCAAAACCUUCAUAAUGUAGUAUUUUAAACAUCUCAACAUAUAGGCCCCAAUUUUACUGAAGCAAUGUGUAUGUGUGCCAAAACCCUGUCCAUAUUUUCUCUAUUUUACUCUAUCCACUCUCCCACUUGAACUCUAUAAGGAAAAGAGCUGGUUGUUUUCUUUUCUGUUGGAGAACUAAAUAAAGUACAUGUUAUCAGCCAGCUCCUCCCUCAAAUUUAAAUAGGAUAAAAAGAGAGUAAUAACAAUAGAUGCUCUAUAUCAAUAUAUAGCUAUAGCUAUAUAAUUGGAAUAUAUUAUUAUGUGGCUUUGACCAAGGAAAUAUAAGUGGGAUGGUACUAUGCUGCUUUGACCUGGAAUACUUUCUCUUAGGUCAAAGAAUGUGUGCAAUUCAUGUGUGUGUGUGUGUGUGUGUGUGUGUGUGUGUGUGUGUGUGUGUGAGCACAUACUACAAAAUAUUUCAGAAUCUUUUACAGUAGCAUUGUUAUCUGCCCUGGUUGGUUGGAUAAUGGCAUAUUCUGAUUGAUCUAUUAUUUGAAUUGAUAGUAAUAUAAUAAACAUUUUAUUUAGAGAACUUAACAGAAUUAACAUGGUUAGAUCAAUUUUGAAUUAGAAUAAAAUUAAAAUGUGCUUUAUAGUGACAAAAAUUAAGUUUUUGGUGAUCAGAAGGUACCUCAUAAAUAAUAUCAUUUUACAUCUUGGUGACGGACAAAAGUCCCAAUUUAGGAUCAACUGAUGGACAGAUAACAGAGCUUACUGUAUACAAUGUUCAGAAAAUGAUUCUGAUUGAGCUCUUUUAGACAUUGUUGGUUUGUGGAACUCCAAAGCAUGCUAUGUGUCAUUCAGAAAGUGCAAAUUUCCCAGGAUAUGGAUUGUUCCAAGUGUGUUCCUAUCUAGAACAAAGAGCCCUCUUUGCAAAAGGGGAUAUUUUUGUUACCUUUUCAUUUCAUUCUCCAAAUCACAUUUGUGAACUAAUUGCAUUGAUAACAUGAUUCCGAAAGGAAAACAUAAAAAAAGGUAAAUUCUUAAUUGAGGACAUUUUUUAUUGACAAAGGAAAAUAGUUUGAGUUUCACUAUGUGUUUUAGUGCCACAUUUCAUAUACAUCAGUGAAAUGGUCAUUAGAAAAAUACCAACAUACACUUAAAAGAACCAUCAGGUUUUUAGAUAGCUAAAUUUUCCAUUCAGACUUGUCAUAUAUACCAGGACAAAGCCAUGAGCUUUAAAAGAAAAUGAAUAAAGCAACUCAUUUUCUCAGGUCUAAUUAGACUUAAUGGAUUCAAUUAAUAUUGUUUAAUAUUAAAUGUUUCCAAAGACUUCCUUUGUCUAAAUCAUCUUUAUGUAGUUUUCCAUCAUUUUAUGUCUUCUACUUAUGGAACAGAUAGGAAAUAUAUCAAUAAAAUGUUGGUAUGAUGAUGUGUUUCUUGAACCUGGAAUAACUUCUAGGCAUAAUUUAAACUUUUUGAAUAAAUUAAAUACACAUAAUUUAUUGUGGAAAGUGAAGCUAGGACAUAAUGCAUGUAUUUUCUUCUUUUCUCCCAAGCCUUUAAGAUAAUAUAGGCAGGACUGUUGUUGCUAAAAUUGGGCCUUAUGUGUUUAGAUUCUAAUUUUCAUGUUAGUUUCUAUGGAAUGAGGAAAUUAGAUAAUUGUAUUUUCUUGAUUUCAAGUUUUGAUUUGAAAGAGCACAAAGCAGAUAUGUAUUUCUGCAACAGAUAGGGUAUUAAAUUCAGGUUGUAUGUUAAAACUGCACUAUAAUGUACCUUUUGUAUCCUGGUGUAAGUAGACAAGAAGAUUGUAACACACAUUGCUCUGCCGAUGGCAAGGUUAAACUUUUGUAAAUUCUAGAUCUUGGGUUUUUAAAAGAAAUCCCCAAACACCAAAAAAUGUAUACAUGAUAAGGGGUUAAUAUGUGUUAUUUAAACUUAGCUGGUUAUCCUUAGUUUUGAAAGUUUUAAAUGACUGAAAUCUUUAUGUAGACAUUGCCUUUCAUUCCUCUUCAGCAUAAUAAUGGAAUUAAGUUUACAUACAUAGACAUUCUAAAAGGUGAAUAAUUUAAACAGCACCUAAUUUUGUUGUCAUGAAGUGUUUUCCUUUGGAUACAGUUUGUGAAAUUAAUAUUGCAUCUAUCUGUUGUCUGGCAAAUCAACAAUGCCCAAUGAUGUUUGUGAUGAUUUCAUCAUGUUAUCCAUUUCUAUGAAUCAGUUGUGUUUUGAUUUGUAUAUAAAUCCAUUCAGUCUUUUCCAAAUUUAUAUAAAUCUCUAAUGAUAUGAAAUACAUAAUAGAUCAAGACAUAAUUUUUAAGAGCUAUAUUUGUAAAAUUUCUCUAUGGUGAAUAAAGUCUUUUAAUAUACCUUU
Messenger RNA from Monodelphis domestica (gray short-tailed opossum), 6280 nucleotides. RefSeq names its product mannosidase alpha class 1A member 1 (gene MAN1A1). Lineage: Eukaryota; Metazoa; Chordata; Mammalia; Didelphimorphia; Didelphidae. The record is from RefSeq and is a predicted model, not a curated record. Gene Ontology annotation, biological process: carbohydrate metabolic process; mannose trimming involved in glycoprotein ERAD pathway. Gene Ontology annotation, cellular component: extracellular exosome; endoplasmic reticulum; Golgi membrane. Gene Ontology annotation, molecular function: calcium ion binding; mannosyl-oligosaccharide 1,2-alpha-mannosidase activity.